Messenger RNA from Stylonychia lemnae, 1830 nucleotides. NCBI's taxonomy places the organism in Eukaryota, Ciliophora, Spirotrichea, Sporadotrichida, Oxytrichidae. The record is from the annotation of a GenBank genome assembly.
AUGAUUCUUCUUAGGGUAAAAUACUCCUCUUAUUUUGAUAAUUAAUACUUAGACUCAUUCUUUGAUGAUGCCAAGAAUGGUCUACUUAAAGAUUUAGUAGACUUUUAAAACAGAGAUGAUUUUGACUCCUACAUGAAAUCACUAGAGAAGAAUUACUAUAAUAAGUUGAAUUUAGUUUAACCACCUUAUGAAGUAUUGCCAGAUUACCCCCCAAAACCUUACUAAUCACAAAAAAAGAAGAAGAAUCAAUAAGAGACAAAAGACUUCAUUGAUAAGGUCAAUGAGAUUAAUUAAAAAAGAUAGUAAGCGUUUUCAUACUAAGCUUUUCAAAAACAACAACCCACCCCUCAAUAACAAUUCUAUUAGCCUCCUCAAAAUAACUCUUUAAGUCAUCUAGUCAAUCCUUACUUUGAUCAAAUUGUAAACAAAGAAAAUUCUAUGGUUUAAAAUCCAUACCCUGGGCCAUAAUUUACACCCUAGGCUUAAUAUCAAGCACAUCCACCAACCUUAACAAACCAUAAUAUGUCAUAUCAUGGAGGACUGCCCUAAAAUAAUCAAGUGAAUAACGUGCUUGGUUAAUAUAUGGAACCACUAGCUCUUUAAUAGUAAUAACCUCCAUACCUUCAAAGAUUUGUUGCUGGUCCAUUAAGGUUAGAAUCUAAUCCACUAAGUGAGCCUUUAAGAAAUUUUAAAACUCAAAGUCCUCAGAGACUUUAAACUAAUACUCCUCAAGAUUUCGAUUUAAAGAAUCCAGAUGUUCAGUAUGAACGCUAUAAAUCACUCAUGCAAAAUCAAUAUUAUAAUACCAAUGUGAAUUCAGGGAGAACUGGUUUUAACAUCACGGGAGCUCAUACUGUUUAUCAUCCACCACCACCUUUCAAUAAUACAAAUCCAUAAUAGUAGAUGCAGUAAAAUGAUCCUAAUAUUGCAACAUUUAAUCCAAACGCCAUCUAAAAUCAAAAUAUGCAAGCUUCGUAAAAUCAAUUACCACCACAUAUAAUUGGAAAUAUGUAUCCACAAACUUAGCAAAUAUAUCAUCAACCAGUCUCACUUUAUCAGCAAUAACCAGGUCAAAUGCACUAGCAAAUGCAAGGCUAAGGAAUACCACCAGGACUCCCUCCACUCCCAGGCUACCCUGACUUUUAUAGAGGGUUAACAUUGAAUAAUUAGGUCAGCAAUAAUAUUAUUGAUAGUAUUGGUGGAAUAGAAAACACUUUAAAACCACUAGAAGAUACUUUAAGAUAACAUGAAUUAAGACCAUUUUAGAUUUAAAGAGAUUAUAAGAAGGAAUACUAGUACAGUCAAAGAGGUAAGAGUCUGAAGAGAUCUUUAUCUGAACAUGGAGAAAUUAAGCCUGAGACUCUUCAUCUUGUUUCAGUUUCACCCUUUAGAGCUGUAGUGAAGAUAGAUAAGAGUAAAGAAGUUUAAAACUAAGGCUAUCUAAAUAGAAAUCAUGAGGAUGAGUAAUCUAGCAGUGAUGAGGAAGAAGCUCAAGUUUAAUAAAAUUCUUUCAACAAUAACUUUCAAAGAUAAGAGUAGAGAUCACAACUGAUAAGGGCAGAUUCUCAAACUUUAAGAGGGCAAAGAGAGGAUUUCUUAGGAAGCUUUGUAGAUAAAAGAUCGCAUAAUAACUCAAUAUACGAAACAGGUGUUGCUGAGAGAAGCUUCCAAAAUCAAAACAAUGCCAAUAAUUACAACAACUAGUAGUUGGGAUUAUAAUAAACAAGAGAUAGCAGCUAGCAAAGAAUAAAAACUCAUUCAGAGUAUCUCAGGGGAUAAAGAGAACAAUUCUUGAACGGUUUUUCACUCCCACCUAAUGGCAUUAAGUGA